AUGUUCAAUAUAGGUUUAGAUAGUCUUACCUAGCAUCAUGAAGAGAGAAUCAAGACUAACGACUUUGUAAGGCUUGAGUAUGAAUCUUGGAUGAUUGACUGGAUGUCCGAUCAUAAGUUAUAAUAGACAGACGCCUCUUAUACUUAGACUUGCGAAAUUUUAUAGAAAUUGGCAAACGAAUCUGGAGUUGAUGAUCAGGGAAUUGUUUGGGAGCGAAUGAGAUUUAACAGAGAAAGGUAUAGAAAGAUAAGAAGGAUGCAAGCUAAAAGCUUUAGGACACCUGAGAUGGAGAAUAUUAAAAAGAUGAGUAAGAAUAAAGAAGAAGAAAAUGAACGUUAACUUAUCUAAAAUAAAUAUUUCUAUGGCCAUAGGUUAACAUAACUUGAUCAGAAUGUUAGCAUUGGUCAUUUUUAGUUACUUAGAAAUCUUAAAGCAUUAUCUAGUCAUGAGAUCUAUUUUGCCACUAACUAAGGAGUCAAUUAUUUCAACUUUAAAGAGCCAUGGGUAGAAUCCUAAAAAGUAGUGUGUGAAAAUUGGCUUUUGGGAAAUUAUUCAGUAUUCGAUAAUUUUUAGAACUUUAUUGUUCUAGGAUCACAUGAUGGAAAUAUUGCUAUAUACGAUACUGAUAAAUAGCAAUAUGUGCAAAAGAAAUUUUCACUAGCUUAAGGAGAGGGAAUGAUUGUUAAUCAUCUGCAAAUUUUCCAGGAAGGCAAAUCAAAUAAUUCAGUGAAUAUACUGAGCUCUACAAAUGACCAGACUGUUCAGAUUCAUGAUUUGGAGAGUAUGAAAGUAAAAGAAAUCCAUCGUUUCAAGGAGGCUAUUAACAUAGCUUAACUUAGCCCAGAUGGGCAUAUGCUUGCUGUCUAUGGUGAUUGCAUCUAAGCCCAGAUAUACGAUCGUAGAAGCUCUAAGUUAAUUGCAAACUUAAUAGGCCACGAAGAUUUCGGUUUUGCACUUUAAUGGCAUCCCAAUUAGAAUUUGAUAGCUACUGGAAACUAAGAUAGGACUUGUAAGUUAUGGGACAUCAGAUGCCUGAGAGAAAAUAAUUCAAACAAGUCUCAUUGCUAUUGCCUUUAAUCUUUCGAAGGAUAUCAAGGUUAAAUUAGUGACAUCAAAUUUCAUGAUGAUAAACUCAUCUUUGCUGAGAGUAUUGAUUAUGUGCAUAUAUAUGAUCAAAAGACAUUUAAAUUGCACUAGGAGAUUGAUAUUUUUGCUGAGAUAAGUGGGAUUGAUGUAUUUGAAGAUAAAUUGUUUAUUGCUGGCCAUGAUCAUAUGUUUUCUUGUUUAAUGGAAUUCAGCACAUGUAAUAGUAUUCAUAAAAUUAAUGGAGAAAAUAUGUUGGUUAAUAACAAUGAGUUACAUCUUUGA
Stylonychia lemnae is the source of this 1368-nucleotide messenger RNA. NCBI's taxonomy places the organism in Eukaryota, Ciliophora, Spirotrichea, Sporadotrichida, Oxytrichidae. The record is from the annotation of a GenBank genome assembly.